AUGGUUCUUGUGAGAGGACCUUGUUAGUAAUAUUUAGCUUUAUAACAGCUAAUAUUGGUUCGAUGAGGAGCCCCCCGUUAGCUCAAUGUAACGUUUGAUUGCGAAGAAGAUUAUCGUUUCUUUCUGUCUAAUGUCUGUCUGACUUAUUAAAUUGAGCUAACAGAGAAUACUCGAGGCUUUUAGUCAGAAGAAGUCUCAGAUAAAUCUAAACAUGGAAGAGUGUGGAGAUUGGGAAAUUAACAUUCCUGUGGAGGCCGAGGUGAAAACCGUUCCCCUGAAGAAUUUACCGAACUCAGUCAUCAGAAGAAUAGGCCUCCCAGUCUCUGAGGGCGACUCCGCCUGGAAGCAGAGUGACUCAACAGAUGUGACAUGGAUCUGUCCAGUGGUGGUCAGACGGAAAGGACAGGAAUCUGUCUCAGGCUCAGGAAGACAUUUGGCUGACAACUUGCUCCCGUUUGUAGGCACGCAGGUUCCAGCCAGUCCUUUGAAAAUGUCUUUUGUUUCCUCCAACCGAGCAGCCAGGGACGUGCUCAAGAACAUCUCCCCUGGAAGACGUUCAUCCAAAGAAGAGUUUUUGAGUCAGGACACAGCUCUGCUGGCCAAUGAUGAUGCUGUCGUCGUCUACAAAGGGCAGAUUUAUCUGUGCAUCAGGAAGGCCAAGAGAAGAGCUCGGAGGACACGGAAACAGCAGCCGGUAUGUCAGGCUGCCAUGCCUUCAACAUCAGGCCAGCCAUCUACAACCCACAACAGGGAGCUCAUCGGUGGCAGACCGAAGACAAAAACCAAUGCAUGUAAAGUGAAGCGCUGUGAGAAGGCUGCACUGAAAACAAAAGGCGUUUCCUCUGUCAGGGAUGCGUCCUCGGCCCCUCGGCCUUCUGACGGCACACACAGAGCUGACGGUAACAGUCCAGGAAGAAACCAGGAAGAGGCUUCUGUCUGGACCAAUCACAUGAACGGGAGUCAGGUGAACAGUCAGGACGAUGAGCACAGUGGCAGCCAGUGGUGGACACAGGCAGAGCCUGUUGGGGUCGCUGCCGCCUCCAUAUCCAGAGAUUCUGAGUAUGAAGAGCUGGAGCGGGAGGAGGAGAUCGCUCACCUGUAUCAGCUAAUUUAGACGUUAAAUAAUGAGAUGAUAUGGCAUUUGUUUUUUUGUACACUCUUGGCUCUGGAUUUCUUCUGCUCAUUCUGGACUCAUUUCAAACCCAUGAUCACUGCGGUCAGACUUGGAGGAUGUCUCCAUAGAAACUUUACAAAGACAAACCCUUUAUUUAAUGCUGUAACAGCUCCUCUUACAUUCAGAUCUAUAGACAUUAUUAAACAGUUGUUUGAAUCUUUUGAAAUGAGCAUAAAUAAACUAUGAUGAACUGACCUCU
Molecule: messenger RNA, 1373 nt
Organism: Poecilia latipinna (sailfin molly)
Lineage: Eukaryota; Metazoa; Chordata; Actinopteri; Cyprinodontiformes; Poeciliidae
Exons: 3
Coding region: 212-1114 (300 amino acids)
Source: RefSeq, a predicted model, not a curated record